This is a messenger RNA of Lipotes vexillifer (Yangtze River dolphin), 3312 nucleotides long. It is a transcript of the gene MAML3, whose product is annotated as mastermind like transcriptional coactivator 3. Lineage: Eukaryota; Metazoa; Chordata; Mammalia; Artiodactyla; Lipotidae. Gene Ontology annotation, biological process: Notch signaling pathway; positive regulation of transcription of Notch receptor target. Gene Ontology annotation, cellular component: nucleoplasm; nuclear speck. The record is from RefSeq and is a predicted model, not a curated record. Gene Ontology annotation, molecular function: transcription coactivator activity. The transcript has 5 exons. The coding region runs from base 13 to 3312 and encodes 1099 amino acids.
CCGGGGAGCAGGAUGGGGGAUUUCGCAGCCCCCGCUGCUGCCGCGAAUGGCAGUAGUAUUUGCAUCAACAGUAGCCUGAACAGCAGCCUCGGCGGGGCCGGGAUCGGUGUGAAUAAUACUCCCAAUAGUACUCCCGCUGCUCCGACUAGCAAUCACCCGGCUGCCGGCUGCGGCGGCGGCAGCGGCUCCGGGGGCCCCGGCGGCGGCUCGGCGGCCGUCCCCAAGCACAGCACGGUGGUGGAGCGGCUCCGCCAGCGCAUCGAGGGCUGCCGGCGGCACCACGUCAACUGCGAGAACAGGUACCAGCAGGCUCAGGUGGCGCAGCUGGAGCUGGAGCGCCGGGACACCGUGAGCCUCUACCAGCGGACCCUGGAGCAGAGGGCCAAGAAAUCGGGCGCCGGCACGGGCAAGCAACAGCACCAGAGCAAACCCCAGCAAGAUGCGGAGGCUGCCUCGGCGGAGCAGAGGAACCACACGCUGAUCAUGCUCCAAGAGACUGUGAAAAGGAAGUUGGAAGGAGCCCGAUCACCCCUUAAUGGAGACCAGCAGAACGGUGCUUGUGAUGGGAGUUUUUCUCCAACUAGCAAGCGAAUACGAAAGGACAUUCCUACAGGGAUGGAAGCCAUCAACAAUUUGCCCAACAAUAUGCCACUGUCUUCAGCUUCUCCUCUUCACCAACUUGACCUGAAGCCUUCUUUGCCCUUGCAGAACAGUGGGACUCACACUCCUGGGCUUCUGGAAGAUCUGAGUAAGAAUGGGAGACUCCCAGAGCUUAAAAUUCCUGUGAACGGUUGCAGUGACCUGGAGGACAGCUUCACCAUCUUGCAGAGCAAGGACCUCAAACAAGAACCUCUAGAUGACCCUACUUGCAUAGACACAUCAGAAACGUCUCUUUCGAAUCAGAACAAGCUGUUCUCAGACAUUAACCUGAAUGAUCAGGAGUGGCAAGAGUUAAUAGAUGAACUGGCCAACACAGUUCCUGAAGAUGACAUACAGGACCUGUUCAACGAAGACUUUGAAGAGAAGAAGGAAGCAGAGUUCUCGCAGCCGGCCACGGAGGCCCCCGCCUCCCAGGAGAGCUCCAGCGUGAAGAGUGACCCAUCCUCUCGCUCUCCCUUUGCACACGUCUCCACGGGCUCUCCCCAGGCCCCGCCUUCUUCUGGCCCUCCCUUUUCUACUGUCUCCACGGCCACCAGUUUACCUUCCGUGGCCAGCGCUCCCGCGGCCCCCAACCCUGCCGGCUCCCCAGCAAACUGUGCUGUCCAGUCCCCUCAAACUCCAAACCAAGCCCACACGCCAGGCCAGGCUCCACCUCGGCCUGGGAAUGGUUAUCUCCUUAAUCCGGCCGCCGUGCCAGUGGCUGGUUCAGGGUCGGGGCCUGGGGUUGUGCCCGGCUCUGAGCUGUCUCCGGCUGAGCAGCUCAAGCAGAUGGCGGCCCAGCAACAGCAAAGGGCCAAACUCAUGCAGCAGAAGCAGCAGCAACACUCAAAUCAGACUGCGAGUUGGUCUCCCUUAGGGCCUCCAUCCAGUCCCUACGGAGCAGCUUUCACUGCGGAAAAACCAAAUAGCCCAAUGAUGUACCCCCAAGCCUUUAACAACCAAAAUCCUAUAGUGCCUCCGAUGGCCAACAACCUGCAGAAGACGACAAUGAAUAACUACCUCCCUCAGAAUCACAUGAAUAUGAUCAAUCAACAGCCAAAUAACCUGGGUACAAACUCCUCGAACAAACAGCACAGUAUUCUUACUUACGGCAACACUAAGCCUCUGACCCAUUUUAAUGCAGACUUGAGUCAGAGGAUGACGCCCCCGAUGGCCAACCCCGGCAAAAACCCCCUGAUGCCCUACAUCCAGCAGCAACCCCCGCAGCCGCAGCCGCAGCUCCAGGCCCCCAGGGCACACCUGAGUGAGGACCAGAAACGCAUGCUUCUCAUCAAGCAGAAGGGAGUGAUGAAUCAGCCCAUGGCUUACCCGGCGCUUCCAUCCCACGGUCAGGAGCAGCAUCCGGUCGGGCUUCCCCGGACCACGGGCCCCAUGCAGUCGUCCGUGCCCCCGGGCUCAGGCGGCAUGGUCUCCGGAGCCGGUCCAGCGGGGCCCAGCUUCCUGGGCAGCCAGCCCCAGGCAGCCCUCAUGAAGCAGAUGCUCAUUGAUCAGCGGGCCCAGCUGAUGGGGCAGCAGAAGCAACAGUUCCUGCGGGAGCAGAGGCAGCAGCAGCAGCAGAUUCUGGCGGAGCAGCAGCUGCAGCCGCCACAGUUACCCCGGCAGCACCUCCAGCGGCCGCGCAACCCGUACCCAGUGCAGCAGGUCGCCCAGUUUCAAGGGUCUCCCCAGGACAUAGCGGCCGUGAGAAGCCAGACAGCCCUCCAGAGCAUGCGAACUUCACGGCUGAUGGCACAGAACGCAGGCAUGAUGGGAAUGGGACCCUCCCAGAACCCAGGGACAAUGGCCACAGCAGCGCAGUCGGAGAUGGGACUGGCCCCUUAUAGCACCCCACCUACCAGCCAACCGGGAAUGUACAAUAUGAGCACAGGAAUGACCCAAAUGUUGCAGCACCCAAACCAAAGUGGCAUGAGUAUCCCACACAACCAAGCCCAGGGGCCGAGGCAGCCCACCUCGGGGCAAGGGGUUGGGAUGGUGAGUGGUUUUGGUCAGAGCAUGCUGGUGAACUCGGCCAUUACCCAGCAGCACCAGCAAAUGAAGGGGCCGGUAGGCCAGGCCUUGCCCAGGCCCCAGGGCCCACCGAGGCUGCAAAGCAUUAUGGGAACGGUCCAGCAGGGAACACAGAGCUGGCAACAGAGGAGCUUACAGGGGCUGCCUGGGAGGACUAGUGGAGAAUUAGCAUCAUUCAACAACGGCGCCAGCUACCCACUGCAAGCUGGCCAACCGAGGCUGACCAAGCAACACUUCCCACAGGGACUGAGCCAGGUGGUGGAUGCGAACACCGGCACGGUGAGAACCCUCAACCCAGCUGCCAUGGGUCGGCAGAUGAUGCCACCGCUCCCGGGGCAGCAAGGCACCAGCCAGGCCAGGCCAAUGGUCAUGUCUGGCCUAAGCCAGGGCGUUCCCAGCAUGCCAGCAUUCAGCCAGCCCCCGGCACAGCAGCAGAUGUCCAGUGGAGGUUUUGCCUCAAGCAGCCAGAGCCAAGGCUAUGAGCGGAACCCCCCUCAGGACAUGUCAUACAAUUACAGUGGUGACACAGCUGGGGCAUCCUUCCCCAGCCUCUCGGACAGUGCCGAUCUCGUGGACGCCAUCAUCAAAGGUGGGCCAGGGGACGAGUGGAUGCAGGAGCUCGAUGAAUUGUUUGGAAACCCCUAG